CAGGGAUGCUGCAGCGGCUAUCGAUCUAGCUAUCGCUAAGACCAUCGGAGAUUAUGGCUCAGGCCGACCAAUGAAGACGAUGUAACUCAGAUGUUCUAUGUAGCUCUAUGUCUAUAGGGGUCAUGCACUAGCUCGCAGAUGUUCGCUGUAGCUCUAUAGAGUAUAUCUAUAUGCGUCAAAGUAGUCUUACUGAGACGUGCGAGUAUUAAUAUUAGUGCUAGUAUUUAUAGUAUUAGCUUUAGCAAUCGACCUCAGUUCCUUGAGAGCCUUCCGUGGGAGGCCUUCCUUAAAGAAAUGGAAAUCCUUAAGAUUUUUAUCAUAAAAAGUGACUAUAGCUUUUUGCUUAAGGGACAAAAAGGCUCCCUUAAGUUAGGGCGUAGCUGUUAUAGAAUUGGGCUAAUAAUAGGCCCUCCCUUAAGGGCAUUAGCCCUUAGCUUGCUAGCUUAGCCAUGGCCAGCUAGCUAGCUGCUUGCCCCCUGCUAGCGAGCUUGCUGGCUUGCCCCUUGCCCGGAGGAAGCUAGUGGGUAGGUUAGCCGUAGCUAGCCUGCUCGGCGCUUAGCCAUAGCUAGCCUGCUAGCUGCUUAGCCAUGGCUAGCUAGCAAGCUAGCGGCUUGGCCAUAGCUAGGCUGCUAGCAGGUUAGCCGUGGCUGGCUUGCUAGCUGCUUAGCCAUAGCUAGCUUGCCUGUUAGCUCCUUAGGGUAGCCGCAGGUAGCUUGCUAGCCGCUGCGCCAUCGCUAGCGGACUUAUCAGAUAGUUGCCCAGCUCUGCCUAGCCAGUUAGCUACUUUCUUGCUUGGCCAUAGCUAGCUUGCUUCCUGCUUUUAGCUGCUUCGCCAUAGCGAGCUUGGGAGUUGCUUGGGGAGACCUAGCUCGGCAACUGCUUAGCUAUAGCCAGCUCCCUAGCUUACCUGCAGCCAGCUUGCGCCGUAGUGUUGUCUGUCUAGUUGCGAGCCGGAACCUUUGCCCAGUACAGCGGGCUCUUGAUGGGCCCGCCUUCUGGGCAUGUAUUUGCACAGUUAACCAAAUCUGCGAUCUCCCUAACGGUGGGCUCCUGAGGAUUAAAGGUGGGCCACCCUCAAGGAACUCCCUUAAGGGCCCCACUCUUAUUAGAAGUGGUUACUAUAGCCCCCUCUGUAAGGGCCCUCCCACCCUUAAGAAAGCGGCUAGCGCAAAAGCUCCGACAGCUAUGACAGAAGCAGCUGGCCAGCCUGUGGCCUCUAGGCUACCUCCCUGGGGAGCCGCCCAAGGCUUCUGAGCUAGCUGGCCAAGCAAGGACCCACUCUGAGCCAACUGGCCAAGGCUUCUGAGCUAGCUGGCCAAGGCUUUUAAACUCGUUGCUUGUAGCUUCUGAGCUGGCUGGCUAUGGUUUGCGAGCUCCAUGGCCACGGCUUUGGAGCUCGCUCCACGUGGCUUCCAAGCUGACUGGCUAUAGCUUCCAAGCUAUCUGGCCAUGGUUUCUGAGCUAGCUGGCCAAGGCUUCGGGGCGAGCAAGCUGGCGACAGUUUCUGAGGUAGUCCGCCACGGUGCUCAAGUUCACUGCUUGGCUCCCCCGCAGGCUAGCAAGUUGCCCACCAAGGCGUCAGAGCUAGCAAACUGGCCAAGGCUUCAGAAUCAGAGUUACCUAGACCUGGCCAGGGCUUCGUAGCUAGCUGCCCGCCGCUUCUGUGCUAGCUGUCUAGGCUAGUUGGCCAUGGCUUCAGAGCUAGCGCGCCAUGGCCAUGGCUUCCAAGCUGCCUGGUCGUGGCUUCUGAGGUCUAAGCUCACUGGCAAUGGCUUCGAAGCUCGCUCACCAUGCCCUCCGGGAUGGCUGGCCGGGCUUCCAAGCUAGCUGGCCAUGGCUUCCAGCAAGCUGGGCUGGCUGGUCAUGGCUUCCAAGUUAGGUGGCCACGCCUUCGGAGGCCACGGCCUCCAGGCUAGCUGGUCGCGGCUUCUGAGCUAGCUCGCCAUGGCUUCCAAGCUGACUAGACACGGCUGCUAAGCUAGCUGGCCAUGGCUUCGCUCUGAGCUAGGUCGCCACGGCUUCACACUGAGCUAGGUCGUCAUGGCUUCUCUCUGAGCUGGCUCGCCAUGGCUUCCGGGCUAGCUGGCCCCGACUUCUGGGCAGGCUCGUCACUGCUUCCAAGCUGGCUGGCCAUGACUUCCAGGCUAACUGGCCAAGGCUUCCGAGCUACCUCGCCACGGAUGCUUGACCCCUAAGCCAGCUGGCCAAAGCUUCCGAGCUCGCCGAGACCGGCUUGGGCGUCCAUUGGCUUCCCACUAAGCAAGCUGGCCAAGGCAGUAGCCGUAGCAGUAGCCAGCCUACUCGCCUCGCCACAGAGGGAGCCAGCUUGCCAGCCUUUCUAGUCUGUUGGUGACUUUUUUCGUUUGUCUUUCGGUGUCUUAGUUGUUAUCUCCACUUGUCUAGUUGUUAACCUGUGUACUUUUGAAGUUGAGCAAGCUCUACGACCUUCUUAGGAGUGACUCCUUGGGGGCAGCUGCUUAAUUAAGGAAGACCCUCAAGGGAGCGGCAGAAAGGUGCGCGCCACCUUUAAGAAGCUCCGCUAACCUAAGGGCCUUCUUCUUAAUAAAGUUGGCAAUUAUAUAUUUAUAGCCCGUUCGUAAAGGAAUUGCAUACCCUGAGCCAGCUGGACACACCUAGCUACUUCUAAGCCAGCGGCCCAAGGCUUCCAAGCUAGUUGGUGCCGGCUUCUAAGCUAGCAGGCCAAAGCCAUGGGGCCCAUAGGCUUCUAAGGAGGUAAGCUAGCAAGUUGCCCGGGCCAAGGCUUCUGAACUAGCUGGCCAUAGCUUCUGAGCUAGCUGCCCAAAGCUUCGCAUUUUGUUGGCUGCCCAUGGCGGUGGCUUCUCUCUCAGCUAGCUGGGCAACUUCUGAGCUAGCUGGCCAUAGCUUUCGAGCUAGCUGGCCAAGGCUUCUGAGCUAGCUGGCCAAGGUUGCGGAGCUAGCUAGCCAUCGCAUCCGCGGGCGCUGACUUUUAUUUUUUAUGGAAGCUAGCCAGCCCAGCUGGCCUUCUGUAGCUUCUGACUGGGCUGGUGGGCUGUUCGUUUCAAGCUCGCUGCCGAUGGCUUCGCCCCUCUGGCUCCCAGUCUAGGCACCUAGGGGGCUCUAAGCUAGCUGGCUGUGGAUUUUCAGCUCGUUGGCUAGGGCUUCUGGGCCAGGUGGCUCCAGCUUCGAAGCCCUCUGGCCUUGCCUUCCAAGCUAGCUGGCUAGGGCUUCUGGGGUAGAUGGCUAGUGCUUGCGCCUCUGCUCUGAGCUCGCUGGCUACCUAUCUAGGGGCCGCGUGACUGACAUGCGCAGGCGUUUCCUUUGGUGCUCUUAUCUGUCUGCUUUUCACCCUCGGGCACCGGCGGGCCCUUGUUGGGCCCGCGUGCGGGGUCCGUAUACAUAGCAUAGAAGACUGAGAAAGAUCUUUGAUCUUGAGGCAGAGGCCACAUGAGUGGCCGACCCAAGCUGGGCGAGACGCUAAGGCACGGGGAGGGCGUAGCCUACACCGCCAAGGGCAGGGCAGAACCGGCCCGAGCGCUCUCCGAGGCAGUUUUCACAGGGAAGGAGCCUCCAGAACUAUGAGCGCAGGACCACGCGCGCACGCUGCCCCGGGAGCACAUCUGAGAGCCUCGAGGGGCAAGCGCCACCGGGCAGAAGGAGGGGGAGGACAUAAGUAACUGCCAAGGAAAUCGAGGACGCCACGAAGAGGCUCAAGCCAGGCAAGGCAGCAGGAAGCGACCAGCUAAAGAGGGAGCGCUGUGAGCUUCUGAGCGAAAAGAACCGGCGCCACUUCAGGAGCAAGGCUUGGAGAUAUUGACAGGAGGGAGCUUGGGAGGGAGGAGGCGGGCCCCAUCACGGCAGGAAUGCCUAAGCAGGGGGGGGGCCACGGUAGUGCGGCUGGGUGGAGGCCCAUCGCUUUGCUGAAUUUCUUCACCGGGGAGGGUUUUGGCGUCCGUGUUGUAUCUCGUAUGUGCGCAAGACUCGUAGGCUUGACUGGCGCAGUCCUCUCGGAGGUGCAGGCAGGUCACAGGGCGCACAGGUAGACAACGCGCGGCCCCUCAUGCUAACGCCUCAGGCAUGUGCAGCCGCGGACAGUGUGGCGCCGGUCUGUUUUGGAGACUUGGCGCAGGCUUUCGACACGAUGCCCAGGGGGCUGGCUGCUGGGGCUCGCUUUCGAGGCGUAUGGGAUACCUCCCAAAUAACGGGAGAGCCUUUGCUAGGCUUUGCACAAGGAAGGGUCGCCGCUUGCUUGUAGUACGGAGGGAGACAGCCGGCCGCCAGCGAGCCAAGAGAAACAGCAACAGGGACGAAGCGGAGGCGCCGGCUAUCGCCCUCCGCCUUCGGCGUGUGCGUAUGGAAGCUACGCACUACUUAGACCGCGCGGACCUUGGGGAGGGCGCUGCGCUACAUAGGGCGACAAGGCUAGUAGAAAGACCUUGACGAAGAGGCUGCUCGGCUGUUUACUGCACGCGGACGACGUCGCCCCCGCUCUAGCAGAGGACGCUGAACACCUAGGAAAGAGGAGCAACGCCGGGGCCAGUGGUUGCAACAGCCUCGGAGUGUGGGGCGACCGUCAACCUCGCCGAGAGGAAGCGCGCAGAAUCCAACAGCCAUACCAAGGAAAGGGGCCCAGACUGAAGGGGAGGGGCCCCCUCGCACCGGGGUGGGACGUAGUGGAACGACUUCGGGAGCCUGCACACCUCGGCAGCAUGCUAGAACUAGCACAAGACUGCGACGACGAGCCAGGCGUGAGCAAUGGGAUCGAUGGAGCGGACCCGCAAGAUGUGUGGGGAACUCUCAAGGGGCUGCUUGUGCGUAGGAGUCCGCAAGGAUCUGAGGACGUGAAUCCUGCGGGUGUUUGCGCUGCCAGUAGUGUGAGGCAUUUGGCGGAGGACCAGAGCAGCCGCGCUCGACAGGUGGCGGGGCAAGAGGCUGAGGCCUUGCAUAGGAGCCACGAAGGCGGACCACACCAAGACGGGCGACAUGUGAGGGAAGAAAGAGCCGGCGGGACGAGUGCUGCGCAGCUACAUUGCAGCCAGAGGGGGGGCGCCUCAAAUGCGUGGGAAUUCUAUCGCGGUACCCCUGGGGCAGGUGGGUAGGGAUGACUCUACCAGCAGAAGGGGACCACUGUGACAACACACGAAACAAGAAGGAAGAGGGUCGCCGUGCGUUGCCUCUAGAAGGCAGCGGACUGCUGCCCCCAAAGCAAGGGGGGCGCAACUAGAACAGGCAGUAGGCCGAGACCCCUGGCCGCAAGUAGUCAGCUGGAAGCUUGGGAAGUGGUAAGCCAAAGGUGCCCCAACGUAGCCCGGCUGGAGGCCGCGAAGUGUGUAGUGAGGGAGAGCGCGAGUUCGUGGCUGCUCUCGUCGGUUCUGCUCUGUUGGUGUUACUCUAUCGAAGAGCAUUAGUGCUAGGAUGUGCCGCGCGAGCUGCUCAUGAGGUCGCAGAACGCUUGCGGGAUGGUCUCACGAGAGGGCUGGGGACAUCUUGCGAGCCCAUUCACUUCCACUUCGCUGGCGCUUCCACCUCACUCCAAUUACUUACCUCACUCGACUCUCUUCACGACACACCGAGGGGGGCGCGGCCUCACCACCUUGCUGCAAGCGCACGCGGCAGGCUGCUCAUGCGGCGUGUUAAGCUGGCGGCGCCUCGCUACGCCUCCCCCGGUCACAUGGCGAGCGCGCUUCCCUUCUUUAUAGGGAGGCGGACCCAUAUCAGCACGCACCAAGGGAAGCACGCGGGCAACGUGACGCACGCGCGAGCCGCCUACUACUUUUAGGAUACACGCAGAGAGAUCUCACGGCGCAAAGACUAAGACCAGGCUGCACUUUCGCAAAAGCUCUACCGUGGGCCUACACUGGCCACACAGAUCGCAGGAACUAACCAACUGCUGCGCGAAAUGUUCAGGGGAAAAUAAGAAGCGGCUGGGGCCCACUCCGCGCGGAUUCUGCCUCGUCGACUAAACUCGUGCGACCUUUUUCCUGCCAAGGCUGGUCUAUCUGUGUUGGUCUUGCCUUGGUCUCUCUGUCUUGUGAAAGCGCUUAGGCCUUAAGCUAACUCUAGGCAUGGAGCAGAGGGGAUAAAUUUUUUCUGUAAGGUUGAUGGGUUACACCUCCUGGGCGCCAUCUUGCGCAAUUUUUCUACGCUGAGCCGGCGCUUCGAAGCAGAAAACGCCGCCGGAAGUGUUGGGCUUUAUUUUUGAAAACGGCACAGGGGAGGCCGGGAGGGUUUUUCAUUAGUUCCCGCUGAUAAUUGGUGGCGGGCUCGUGGUUGGAGUAGGUAAAAGCUCAGGCUGGCUCUUGGUCUUGUGUCUGGCGUGUGUGCGGGGCAGGGGUCUUGGAGGCGCUGGGGAGGGUAGUCUGGCCUUGUUUGGCUUGCUUGCUCUUGCUCGAGUCGCUCCCGGGGUUUGCUGCUGAGUUGGGCCCUGUGUGUUGCUCUGGGGCCGGAUCGAUCGUCUUCGCGAAGGUCUGGCCUCAGUUUCGACGGACGAGCUCGCCUGCGUAGCUAGGUUGCUGCGGGUGUCUGCUUUGGGCGGAAAGUUUUCAAAGUAUAAAACUUGCCCAAAAUAAAUGUCGGGUCUUUGUGUCUGUGGGUGCCGUGGGCUAUGCGUAAGGGCUUCCAGGCUUUUGAAAUUUUUUGGCUUUUUGCAGUUUUUUUGCCAGAAUGUCGCGCAUUUUUUUGGCUUUUUUUUCACGGAAAAACUUCUUGGGAAAAGUCUUGCGCUUUUUUCUUAAGUAGAAAAAAGAGCCGAAUUCUUUAGGCUUUUUCUUGUCAGUUUGAAGCCCAGGACGGUUCGGCGGGUGCGUGAAGUGCGGCGGCCGGUUCUCUGGUGUUGUGGGUUGGUCCUCUGUCGUAUCCGAGCAGGGUGGGACGUGUUGCACCUGGUUGGGAAAGGGCGGAGGCUCGCAGGAGUUGACAUGAGAGGGCUGACCGGCCCGCGGGAGUUGGGUUUCUGACUCUUUUUGGGGUUGUUUUGGUGGGCUUGUGCUUGUGAGUGCACGCUAAAAAAUGAAAAAAAGUCCGCGCACUUUUGAAGGGCGGGCUCAUUUCGAGGCGGUUCGGGAUAGCAAUACUGAUAAGGCAGAGCCAUCCGCCUCCGCGAGCAAGCUACAUGACAGGAAAUCGCCAGAGGGGAUGCCCAGCGACAGCGCGAGUAGACAGCAUGACUUGAGCAACGCGGUCCCGCGCUAGCUCUCGUGUGUGCACUUACUUGCUCGCCCCCACUCCGAUACGGUGGACAGUUCAGAACCGAGCUGGACCCACAGGAAAGCUGCUAACCAGCUUGCUCCUUGCGCAUGGAUUGGAUAGUGAUUAGGUAACGGCUACUCUGGUGGCGCAGUCUGUCAAGUAAUCUACUCUAACCAACACAGGGAACAACGAAGCGCGCGCCUCUGCUCUUCCCGGCAUGCCUUUGAAGAGAAAGACACAUACAACACAAGAGGGCGCUGCCACCUGAUGAGUGCCACACUAUCGCCACUGGCCAACGCAAAGGCUUGAGGAUCAAGAUGGGAACGCGGGGGAGCGAGAACUUGACGCAGCUCAGCGACUGCAGCAAGCGGCUGCGUGCCUUUCUGGUAGUUAUGGCGAGGAGUGGGAACUACCGCGCGUCUUGAAGCUUCUUAGAAAAGCCGCUGCCCUUCUCAGUCGCAAAUCCUCUAGACAAGCCGCUGCUGAUGUCGCGAGACCUCUAGAAAAGCCGCUGCGCCGUCCUAAGUCGCAAAGCCUCGCGCUAGGCAAGCCGCUGCCGAUUUCGCAAGACCUCUAGCAAAGCCGCUGCCGUCUUUUGGUCGCAAAUCCUUUAGAAAGGGCGCUGCCGUCCUCGCAGGUUGCAGAUCGUCUAUAAAAGCCGGCGCCGUUCUAAGUCGCAAAUCCUCUAGAGUAGACAAGCCGCUGCUGAUGUCGCAAGACCUCUGAAAAGCCGCUGCGCCGUCCUAACUCGCAAAGCCUCUAGACAGGCCGCCUCUGAUUUCGCAAGACCUCGAGAAAGGCCGCUGCGCCGUCUUAAGUCGCAAAGCCUCUAGACAAGCCGCCGCCGAUUUCGCAAGACCUCUAGCAAAGCCGCUGCCGUCUUCGCAGGUCGCAAAUCCUUUAGAAAAGCCGCCGCCGUCCUCGCAGGUCGCAAAUGCUCUAGAAAAGCCGCUGCUGUUCUAGGUCGCAAAUUCUCUAGACAAGCCGCUGCCGAUCUCGCAAGACCUCAAAAAGGCCGCUGCCGUCUUCGCAGGUUGCGGCUCCUCGAUAGAAGCCGGCGCCGUUUUAAGUCGCAAAUCCUCUAGACAAGCCUCUGCCGCUGUCGCAAGACCUCUGGAAAGCCGCUGCGCCGUCUUAAGUCGCAAAGCUUGCCCCUAGACAAGCCGCUUCCGAUUUCGCAAGACCUCUAGAAAAGCCGCUGCGCCGUCUUAAGUCGCAAAGCCUCUAGACAAGCCGCUGCCAUGCAUUUCGCAAGACCUCAGCAAAGCCGCUGCGCCGUCCUAAGUCACAAAGCCUCUAGACAAGCCGCCUCUGAUUUCGCAAGAACUCUAGAAAGGCCGCCGCGCUGGAGUCAAGUUGUGUGAUUCACUGUUAAGGUACUUGCAGAUCUCCUUUGCUGCCUGCUUGGGGUGAAUCUUGCGUCGCGCUUUCCCGUGGUCGGCUGCAAAGAUGUCGCCCCAGGGCUCGAUAGGGAGAAUUGCAACCGACUGCAAAACUGCUGCGGCCGUGGUCUGGGUGUCGUGUAUUAAUUAGCUACGGCCGAACGCCAAGAAGAAGAGGCAGCUGCUGUUGUAGAUCCACUACUCUACUCUAGUAGAACUAGAAGAAGCCACGUAAACACGCGCGGAAAAGGGGGAAGCUGCCUAUCGGGGAAGUAGAAUAUGACGGGGAAGCGCUGCGCGUUGGUUGUUAGUUUGGUCUGCGAUCUCCUCUCCGCAGCUUGGAAGCGGGAGUGGCUUCGCCUUUGCGUCUGGUUUCCGUUUUCCUCACCUUGCUAGGCCAGCUGCAAAGACGUCCCAAGUUGCGAAGGGGAGAACUGCAGCCGACCUGAAGACCGGCGCGCGCUGUCUUCGUUGGCUCACUGCUCUACACUACUAGAAGUCGCCGAGAGAAAAAAAGCUGGCGCUUUUUAACUCCAACGGUAGUCGCCGCCAGUCUGCGUAGCGCACCCACCUAAGAAGACGAAAUACUGCCUCUGGCUCUGGGCACCCACGUCACAAGAAGGAAGAAGAUAGAAGAUAGACAGCGCAGGCUAGCUCUUUCCGUCGGUUAGCCAGCGCGCUCCUGCUGCUCAUCUUGCUUUUUCGUGUGUCGUAUGUCGCUGAUGUCUAUCCUGAUGCUGUUGAUUUUUUUUUUUAAGAGUAUGACUCUAGGUGUAUCGCGCUAUAUAUUAGAGCUACUGCAGUUGUUCGCCGUUGUCAUCGUUUUAAUGUGCCGGGUGAUCCAUCGAAGUCGGGGGUGAUUCUCGGCUGUUGCACCAAUGUAACCGAGGUCGGCUGUUCUCUCCACGCAGCAACUUCCUCCACUGCGUGAGCACUUGAGUACUUUACCCAAGACGGAGCCAAUUUCCAGGGAACUUGCUCACUUUGUUGCUUACGUUUUGCCCCCUUGCAUAUACGUGGAAACGUGCUAGCAGUCUAGCUCAGAACAGGCCUAGAACACAUCGCCGACCAGUAUAGGACGAGAACUGUUCGGGGCGCUCUGUCUUGCUUUGUCGUGCUUUGUCUUGUUUACGUGCAGAGCGUGCCUACUUUCUUGCCCUUUAGGCCUGCUGUCACUCGUUGGCCCGUGCAACGUCUUGCACAGCUGAACUCUGAAAAAAGUGGCUGACUUUAGAUCUCUUGUCCUUCGUCGUGCUGCAACCUGCACGCAGUGCGCUCCUGUUGGCUGUCAGUUCUGGUUACACAUAUACGCGGCCACGUGCUUACAAAUACAAGCUAGCUCAAAACAAACCUAGACUACAUCGGCGAGGGAUGGGCUUAAGUUAAGGCGAGAGUCGUCCAAGAUGCUCUGCCUUGUUUUGUCGUGCUUUGUCAGUCUUGUUUACGUGAAAGGCGUAGCUCCUUUCUUGUUCUUUAGGCCUUGGCUUGCUGUCUCUCGUUGGCUCGUGCGGCGUCUUGUACAACUCUGACAAAGGUGGCCGGCUUUAGCUCUCUCGCCCCUCGUCGUGCCUCAACCUUCAGACAGUGCGCUUUUGUUGCUUGUCGUUUGUGGCUGCAUCUGGCUGCACUGUAGUACUAUCUAGGGCGUGCGUGCCUGUCUAGACCAAUAAGAAAGCACGCUGCUGCGUGCUGCGUCACGCUUGAAAUUGGGCACAGAAAUUGCGCCUCCCUGCCGAAGCUCUCGGCGUCACGCGGUGGGCGUCGGUCACGCGUCACAAACAGCCCUGCGGCGUUCUGUAAGUCCCACCCCUCCCCCGGGGGGCACGAAGGGAAUGGAGGAACUGCAGAGGGCCCAGGAAAUACUGGGGGACGAGGAGAAACUCGACAAGGAGCCGGGGGCGACAACGUGGGUGAAGAGGUUGAAGACGAGGAGCAUCGAGGAGGUGCCCCGCAGAUGCCCGCAGUCGACACACUGGGGAGGGCUUUGGAAUGCGGCGACGAGGGUGCUUCAUGACACCAGGAGAGGGGAGAAGGAGGCAUGGGACUGGGCAGCGUUUGAACAUUGCGGCAGAGAGGGCCCCAAGGGGCCGCGGGGGCUCGUAGGGCACUGGGUCAAGACUGUGAAGAACAAGAGAGAAGGGAAGCCGGAGACGUGUGGGGAAAAGGCAGCGCGAAAGAAGCUCGCGGAGUGGAAAGGAGUGAAGAGGGAAGGGAGGCGUGAGGCAGGGGAAGGAGAAGAAGGAAGGGCGGGCAGCGAUAUGCGCAAGAUUUUCUGGGAGUUUUACCUUGAGGGAACGGGAGCCACGGCAGAGGGAAUUCUGACUGCUCUGGCGGAGGCAAUAGAAGAGGGCGCGCGGCCAUGGCAGGGGGCUGGGGUCUAUGUGUGUGACAGAAGUGAGGCGGAGGAGGUGACGUGAGGGACCUUGCCAGGGAUGCCAUUUUCUGCAUGGAGGUGCAGGAGGUAGGACGAGGAGGGAGAGGGGGGCGAGGUGCCUUGCCUCUGGCAGGUGAAGAGCUGCACGCAGGGGCAGCGCUUCAGACGUCAGAAGGCGCGGAAUGUGUCAGAUCAGCUACGGCAUGAGCGAGGCGCGCGCGAAUUGGCUGAAAGGUGCGAGGAGGAUGUCACGAGGAAAGGCGAGAGCCGGUGGGAGGUUUUCCACGGGGUCGGGCGGCUGGAGUGGGACCCGGUCACGAAGGUGCAGGCGUGUCCAUUUAAAACUAAAGCAAAGGCAUGUCGAUGGCUGAAGGGGCCGGGGGCUCAAUUGUGUGAGGGGUGUGAAAGAAUAGAGGGCGGGGAAUGAUGGGCAGAGCACAAACGGGCCAAAAAGGAAGAAAAGGAGAAAAGAGAGGACAAAGGGAGAAAACAGGAAGAAGAGAAGAGGGAACGCAAACGAAAAAGAGACGAAAAAGACGAAGAGGAAGAGGGGCGCAAGCUUGAGCAGAAGAGGAGAAAGAGGCGCAAACAGGUGGAGCAGGUGCGGGCGAGAGCAAGGAAGAGAGAGGGAAGAGAAUGAGGAGAAGAGCCAGGAGGGAGAAAAGAGGAAGAGGGGCGGGCCUGCAAGUGUCAGUGACGGGGCGGAGGCAAACAAGGAGAGAAAAAGAGCAAAGAGCACGGAGGAGGUUGGGUGGGUAAAGUGGAGAAGGUGACGGCCGGCCCCUGGCGAAGAAGAGGACGGCGCCAGAAGGGAGGCAAGGGGAGAGCGCAGGGGCCAACUGGGCGAGGACAAUUAAGGAGAGACGAAGGGAGGAAAAGGAGGGAAGAGGCGGCCACCAGUGAAAAGGGGCCAGAAACAAAAGCGGGGGCACAAAGUGCAGAACGGUGGGACGGCCCGACCCGGAGCGGGGGGGCGGGGUUGAAGGAAAGGGAAGGAAAGGGACAGGCCAAGAGGAGGCCAGAGAAACCCGCAAGGGAGAGCGGGAGGAAGGUGCGCAGGCUGCGAGUGCAUGAGAAGGCAAGCGUGCAGGCGCGGAGCCGAAGCGCAGCGGAGUGAAAAAGGAGGCCAAAGGGAAGAGACGCACGGCCAAGGGCAGCCAUGGAGGAGAGGGCAAGCCCAGCCAUUGAAGAAAACGGGCUGGAUAAAGUGAGGCCAGGAGGGCCGAGAUGAAGGGGCCGCGUAAGGGGAGGCCCCCUGAUAGGGAAAGUUGAGAAGGCGGGCGCCAGAGGCAGGCGCCGCAUUUUCCUGGGGUCCUCCGGGGGGUUGGCGGUUGGAGUUCCGCGCCGUCUUUGCGGGGUCGAGCUUGCGGGGGCCUUUUAGUCUUUUGGAGAGGGACCCCCCUUUGAGGAUUAGGGGGGCAAGGGACCGACGGAAUCCCGCCCGACCCGAUCGCUGGGCGCAUCAAGUCAAGCCAACAUAGCUGGACACCCAGGAGACACCGGCAAAGUGAUGAAUUGGGCAGCUACCGGCUUCGCACGCUGGCCCACUUGUCGCGUUCCACGCACUGAGGCUCGCAGCGCUGGCUCCUCGGUCCACCUCACUCGGAACAGCGAGCGCUGAGCCAAAUGGUCGGUAGCUGUGCGCCCUUACGUAAAUGCGGCACUUUCUGGAACAACGAGCAGGAACAGCCAAAAGGCCGCUGACAAUCUAACAACAGGCUAGACCUUUAGCAGGCAGAAGUCGCGAGGGAAGCCCUACGCAGUUUGCUGAAUAGAUUCCCAGCAUCAUGCAGCAGCCCCCCUCCCCAAGAAACGGCUCGUCUUGCAGGUGAUCUUCACAGAAGAGGACCAUCUUCACAACUAGAGAGCAAGGCCCUGCUGUAGUAGGAUUAUCACUAGAAUAAAUAUUGCCAUCUCACUGACACUAGAGUCUAGGGAUGGAACUUCACAGAGAGCAGCGCUAAUUUUCUGAUGACGUGCUGCCGCAGAUGCGCAACAUAUCAGAAGACAAGGCAUGGAAAAACGCAAAGGAAAUAAGCAGAUUUGAACUCCCACCAAUAUUUAGACAAGGUGCCUCUACUACUCACAAUUUUGAGAAUCGCAUCCACUUCACGCACCUAGUGCAACUUAGUUGCAGUACUCAUAAUGAGAAUUGCAAUUGCAUCUAUAUACCUUCACGUAGUACCUUUAUGAUUGAGAAACUUCGCCCCAAUGCCCGACAAGCGAAGUUUUGGCGCGACAGCUGUUACUACGAAGAGCGUCGCCGCGGCUAGCGAGUAUCGCCGGCCGCUGCGAGCACCAUCCUCCAGGCUUGGGAUUUCACAGCAAGCCGGCUGCCUCAGUUCGCGACAGCCCCACACCAGCCCCAGGGACAGCCCCAUAGACCCACACACCCUCACGCCUUUGCUUGGCGUGUUGCCUGGCUCUUGGUGCGACUGACGCUGGCAGACCGGUUCCACGGGUCCCCCCACCUGGUGGCCACCAGCGUGACCCACCCACGGAGGGUGUGCGUGUGUUGUACAGGUGUGACAGUGACCCUGACAAGCCACCGCCGGCGAAAGCCGUCGCAGCCCGGUGUGGCGCAUGACAGGCCACCUGACCACAGCCAUGACGGUGGGCCUGAGCUGCCACCUGGAUUCGGCUCGACCAGUCGGCUCGCUGUCUCACCACAUGCCCACACGCGGCGCCAUGGCUUGAGGAUUGCGUGACCCCUACACACAGGCCCCGCGCCCGUCAACAUUGCCCACGUGGUGACUCUAGGGCGACUUCCACAAAGUGGCCCCAGGUGCUGGGGGAGCCGCCCGCGUCCACCUUGUCGACUGUGGUGCUUUCUUGGUUUCUGCCAUUCGUCCCGCCUUCACAGGGAAGGUGGGGGCCAGGGGUUGAGCAGCGCAGACAUUCCCGGCGAGGGAUCUCGCCAAAACUUCCUCUGUCAUGGCUUGGGGCGAAAUUUCCGAGUCAUAACCUUCCGAGUACUUAGUAGUACUCUUUUUAACUAUUUGGCUUUAGACGAUUACCCACGCCCACCGUUCGUAACCACAUUACCUAGUUACUUUCUGAAGAUCAAACACAAAAUAUAAUCGCAGGACUACCAGUCGUGGAUCGAGUGACACCACAACAUGGCCUAGCUUCAUUUACCCCCGAGAAUCGUGCCACUUCUCCGCAGAGUCCAGCUUCGUUCGGUACUCACUGGAUCUGACAUUCGUUGUGCUGUUUUGAUCAAAUUCACCUUUACUAUUGUCUACUUACAUUUUAAAUUAAUUCGUACAUGUUCAACAUCUUCUCUGAAGGAUGAACAACGGUAAUUUUCUCCCAUGAGUAGAACAAGUAACUUCGAAGAUUACGCAGGCACCAAUCUCAAUUCCACGG
This is a messenger RNA of Amoebophrya sp. A25, 14292 nucleotides long. The record is from the annotation of a GenBank genome assembly. Lineage: Eukaryota; Dinophyceae; Syndiniales; Amoebophryaceae.